GUAGAUGAGUUUCGUAUAAAAGCACUUCUUCACACUUCGGUGCCAUCAGUGACCAGAGUACUGCACCAUGAAGAACGAAAUUUUUGUUGCGAUUUUCGCCCUGUGUGCUGGCUUUUGCCAGUCACAAUGGACCCCGGACCCUUUUUGCCCGUUCCCGUCGGACCACGUCACCCGGUACCCGUACUACGGUAACUGUUCGGUCUACUGGGAGUGCUACGACGGGACAAAAUACGUAAUGGAAUGUCCCGAAGGGCUUGAGUUUAAUGCCCCUUUGCAACAGUGCGACACGCCUUCGAUUGCCAACUGUGAUCCUUUUGCUUCGACUACUGCGAACCCGAAUCCACCGACGUAUAGUACCCAUACGACGGUUUCGCUUCCUCCGGGACCCGACUGUCCGUACCCGUCCGAAGAACUGAUCUAUUUUCCGUUCCCGGGCGAUUGUAACAAGUACUGGGAGUGCUUCGAAGGCAACUACUACCUUUUUCAAUGCGAAGAGGGGCUUUGGUGGCACCAGGAGAUAAGCCAGUGCGAUUAUCCCGGCGAUUAUUGCACGGAUUACACUACUUCUUCCACGCUCACGCCGCCCACCACCCAGGAAGGACAACCCGACUGUACUGGUACUGGUGACGACCCUGUUUUCUAUCCAGUGGUUGGGGACUGCACUAAGUACUGGGAGUGCGCGGACGGGAAAUUGUACCUUGAAGACUGUCCGGAGGGGUUGUGGUGGCACCAAGAAGCCAAUCAGUGUGACUACCCCGGGGCAUUUUGUACCAAUAGUACUGUGCUAGUGUGAAGAGAUCGACGAAUGGGUACUACCGGAUAUAUCCAUCAAUGUUAAUUUUGUUAACUACUAAUAAGUACUAAAAAUAAAGCUUUUUUGUAGAAA
This is a messenger RNA of Zophobas morio, 886 nucleotides long. Its product is annotated as peritrophin-1-like. Lineage: Eukaryota; Metazoa; Arthropoda; Insecta; Coleoptera; Tenebrionidae. The transcript has 5 exons. Gene Ontology annotation, molecular function: chitin binding. The record is from RefSeq and is a predicted model, not a curated record. Gene Ontology annotation, cellular component: extracellular region. Bases 68 to 793 code for a protein of 241 amino acids.